AUGACGAAAGUGAAGCAGGAGGAGUUCUUGAUCAUUUUCCCAGGGGUGAUACCACAUGAAGAAGAAAGGGAGGUUGAAGAAGCAAUUGGCGUCCAGGCUGAGGACGGAGUUGAGGUAGAAGAGGCUUGCACCGGCCCUAUAAUACAAGUAAUAUACCCACCAAACUUCGAGGACCUGCUUAGCAAGGACCCAUUUGCAGUGUCUCUUUGCCAGACCAAGGCCACAUCGACAUCGGUCCCUCUUGGUGGACACGAUGGUGGCCAAUCGAUGCUGUCAUAUCUGGUUUGGGGCAAUGGGACGAGAGAAGAGAAGAAGAGGUCUCGAGGGUGGAGACGUUAUCUACAUCAAGUGCACGAGCUUCCAUCACCUGUCAUACCACAUGCUCGUGACUUGCGACUCCACCUCAUUGACGAGAACCUCAACUUCAAGGAGGUUCUAGCAUGGACCGAAACUUAG
Molecule: messenger RNA, 456 nt
Organism: Linum trigynum
Lineage: Eukaryota; Viridiplantae; Streptophyta; Magnoliopsida; Malpighiales; Linaceae
Source: the annotation of a GenBank genome assembly